Molecule: messenger RNA, 615 nt
Organism: Plasmodium gaboni
Lineage: Eukaryota; Apicomplexa; Aconoidasida; Haemosporida; Plasmodiidae
Product: putative EMP1-like protein
Exons: 1
Cellular component (GO): membrane
Molecular function (GO): host cell surface receptor binding
Source: RefSeq, a predicted model, not a curated record
AUAAAACAUAAAAAAAACGAUAAAAUACAAAUACGUUUGCAAACUAUAUUUAAGAAUAUUCAUAAUAAAAUGGACACAAAAGAAGCAAACAAAUAUAGAAAUGAUUUUCCUUAUUAUUAUAAUCUGAGAGAACAUUGGUGGAAUGCAAAUAGAAAAGAGGUAUGGAAAGCAAUGACUUGUGCUGCGCCAGAAAAUGCUUAUUUUAGAAAAACAGAACCAGAUGGAACAGGAAUUUCAAGUUUAAUUUGGCCAUAUGAUAAAUGUGGACGUGAUAAAGAUCCCCCUGUUGAUGAUUAUAUACCUCAAAGGAUUCGUUGGUUGACUGAAUGGUCUGAAUAUUUCUGUAAAGAAAUGAAUAAAAAACUUGAUGACAUGCAAGAACAAUGUUAUAAAUGUACCAGUGGAAAAUGUAAGGAUGAUGAUGAAAAUGGAACUGAAUGUCAAAAGUGCAAAACACAAUGUCAAGAAUAUAAGAAGUUUAUUAAUAUUUGGAAAUCUCAGUUGGAAAUACAAUCGAUUAAAUAUAAUGAAUUGUAUGAAAAAGCGAAUAACACUAGUACUAAUAAUACCAAUAAUGGUUUUCCUAGAUAUAGACAAAGAGGAAGACCUAAACCU